GUAACGAAUACCCUGACAGUUGACUGACUGAUGUCGGGUGUACCUUCAACUCGAUAGAAGCAAAAUCGGCACGAACAUUAUAUGCCCUAUUCUCCCACCUCACUCAUUCAAAGUAAAGAUGACACUCGACUCCGCACUCCUCUCCCUGCUACACCUCUCCCCCGACCAAGUCACCACAUCCAGCCAUGGCGGCAGCUCCUUCUCCAAAACCUCCAAGAUCACAGCCACUCUGCCCGACGGCACCACCAAAUCAUUCUUCAUGGAAUCCGGCAAAGGCCGCGAUGCCCAGACCAUGUUCCAAGGCGAGCACGCAUCUCUCAACGCCAUACACAAUGCCGUGCCCUCUUUCUGUCCCCAAUCCUUCGGCUGUGGCCCAUUUUCCGAUUCACAAGACACCUACUUUCUAGUAACAGACUUCCUCGACUUAUCCCCUGCUGGCAAGCAUACCCCUUCCGGUCCAUCUCUGGCGCAGAAAUUGGCCAAACUACAUACUACACCCGCACCUCCUCCAGCGGGGUACGAGAAACCACAGUUCGGAUUCCCGGUGACGACGUGUUGUGGUGACACUCCCCAGGACAAUACUUACUCCUCCUCGUGGGCGGACUUCUACGCCGACAGCCGGAUGAGAGCUAUCAUCGCGCGCUCUCGUCAACGCAACGGCAAAGACCACGAUCUUGAGAAUCUGGGAGAGCGACUGUGCGACAAGGUCAUACCACGUUUGUUGGGGGACGACCAUCUCAAUCAAGGGAAAGGUAUCACUCCAGUUGUGGUCCAUGGAGAUCUCUGGUCGGGAAACACAUCGACGGGAAAGUUGCCGAGCAUGUCUUCUCCUGAAGCUGUAGUCUACGACUCUUCAGCCUGUUAUGCACAUUCCGAGUUCGAGCUGGGUAUCAUGAAUAUGUUUGGUGGGUUUGGCGGCACUUUCCUGAAAGAGUAUCAUGAAAUGGUGCCGAAGACGGAACCUGUGGCGGAGUACCCGGAUCGGGUCAAGUUGUAUGAGCUGUAUCAUCAUUUGAAUCAUCAUGCCAUGUUCGGUGGCGGGUAUAGGAGUGGUGCUAUGAGUAUUAUGAAGGACUUGGUUGGGAAAUAUGGGGACUGAUGAAGAGAAUACUCCAGUGAUCUAGUUGUUAAUCUCUCUUUGCCUACUCGUACAACUCAGACCAGUGCGCCAGGGCAAGGUUUAGGCUUUCACCUAUAUCAGCGCUACCCGCACCCUUAUCGGCGCGAAUGAUGAAAUAGACGAAUGUCUUGAAAUCGAGGCAUAACAGACAGCUACCCUAUGCAGAGGACAGCGACUCACGAAUUUGAUGACGAUGCACUCUGCUGCUGGCGGUAAAAUGCUCCUUUGAAGCCCGUAUUGAAACAAUCAGGACAGCCCUGUGAGCAAGGCAUAGUCGAGUAUGAAAUUCAG
Molecule: messenger RNA, 1411 nt
Organism: Sphaerulina musiva SO2202
Lineage: Eukaryota; Fungi; Ascomycota; Dothideomycetes; Mycosphaerellales; Mycosphaerellaceae
Product: Ketosamine-3-kinase
Exons: 1
Coding region: 119-1099 (326 amino acids)
Source: RefSeq, a predicted model, not a curated record